AUUGUCCUGGAGAAUAAUAACUUAGUAUUUAAUAAGAAGCAUUAUUUACAGGUAUUAGGUACGGCUAUAGGUACUAGAAUGGCACCAUCAUAUGCUAAUCUUUUUAUGGCUAAAGUGGAAAAGGAAAUCAUAGACUCUUCUCCAGUUAAGCCUUAUUUAUGGCGUAGGUAUAUCGAUGACAUUUUCAUGAUCUGGACUGAAGGUAUCCCGCGCGCUCGCCCCGACCGGCCGAGUGUUCCUGGGCAGCUAACUGUACAAUAUUUCAAGAUGGCGGACGCCCCGCAUGACGAAUCUGAAGAUGAGGUUGAUUACUACGCUGUUUUGGCCGUCCGAAAGGAGGCCAACGAAGACGAGCUGAAGGCCGCGUACCGACGACUAUGCGUCCUGUAUCACCCAGACAAGCACACUGACCCGGAGAAAAAGAGGGUGGCUGUGCAGUUGUUCAGCAAGGUUCAGAAAGCUUACGAAGUGUUAAGUGACCCAGAGACAAAAGCUAUCUAUGAUGUUUAUGGCCAGAAAGGCUUGGAUGCUGGUUGGGAGGUCAUUGAAAGAAGAAGAACUCCAGCUGAGAUUCAAGCAGAGUAUGAGCGUCUGCAGAGAGAAAAAGAGGAAAGACGCCUCCAACAGAGAACAAAUCCUAAGGGUAGUGUGAUAGUUGGUGUUGAUGCAACUGACUUGUUUGACCAUUACGAAGGACUAGAAGAAAGAGGGUUGCCAAAUAUAGAAGUUAGCAACAUGGCAAUAAUGCAGUCCAUAGAGGCACCCCUAACUCGAAUGGAUACCGCCACACUGUCAGGCUCUCUUGGAGUGCGUAAUGGAAAUGGUAGUGGUAGUGUUGCCUUAUCUAUGCGGCGAGUCUUGUCCUAUAAGGCCUGGGGAGAGGUAGAAGUAGGUGCUGGGGAUGGUCCAACCCUAACCUUCAGGGGGUUCAGAAACUUGACAAAAAGAAGCUAUGCUACAUCUGGGGUAACAAUGCAAGUCAUCAAUGGAACUGCUCUCUCUGCAGGGCUGCAGACAAUGGUUGCCAGGCAACUUGACAAGCACACGGUUGGGUAUUUGACGUGGAAAGCUGGUGCUCAGUCAUCCAUGAAUACAACAGUCAUCCGAGAAACAGAAGACUACAGAGCUGUUUUAACCCUACAGCUUGGUGUACCUAACACAUUUGGUGUAGCAUCAGUUACAAAAAAAUUAGAAGAAACAAGACUAAAGCUAGCUAUCAAAGGUGGCAUCUUUGGAAUGAUAUUUGAAUAUGGCAUUGAGAAGAAAAUAUCGCAACACAGUCAGCUGGGCGCGUCCAUCAGUAUUGGAGUGCCUACUGGAGUCACCUUAAAAAUCAAACUCACCAGAGCAACUCAAGUGUACAGUUUCCCAGUAUCUCUCUCUGAGCAAAUUAGCCCUGCCGCCAUAUUCUAUGGAACAAUAGCUCCAGUUGUAGUCUUCUUGGUGGCCAAAGUGCUGGUGGUUAGUCCGUUCAAGAAGCAAGAGCAAGAAAAGGAAGAGGAAUUGAACAGAGAGAAGCAUGCACAACAGCUGGCAAAGAAGAAACAGGAAGCUGAAGACACAAUUAACCUAAUGAGGGAAUCCUAUGAGCGCAACCUGGAGUUUGAGAGUCAGCGUCAUGGUCUUGUGAUUGUGCAUGCCUGGUACGGAAACCUCGUCUCUAUGGAUGAAAGUCAUGAUGGCCAGCGUACUGUCCACUCUACGCAUGCUCAAGUGAUUGACGUCACUGUUCCGGUCCAGUGCCAAGUGCGAGAAUCUCGUCUUUUCCUGGCCGAGGGGCCCAAGCACAAUCUAAGUGGGUUCUAUGAUCCGUGCCCAAACCAAGACAAACUUCUGCGAAUACGAUACGAGUUUAGGGACGCGCUUCACGAGGUGACUAUUGGGGAACUGGAGACCAUAAGAAUACCCAAGCAGUCGCAUAGGAUGGAGGCCAGUUGACCCUCUCCCGCGCCUAAACGCGCCUACUGUGCCAUGCCGAGACCGUGCCUUGGACUAGAUAACAAAAACACGAUGGUUUGACAUCUGGACAACUUUUGAUGGAACAACUUCUAUUAUUCUGGAACAGACGACUUUUUAACAUAACUGAAGUUAAUUUCAGAGCGAAAAUAGGGGAAUUUCUUAUCUCUAAUUUUAAAAAGACAUAAUCAUUAAUUAUGAAAUCGAAGAAUAGACCCCUCGGUGUUAUGUCAAGGACACAGAUAAAUAUUUUUGUUAUUUGUUGAGCUUUGUGGGAAGCCUUCUAAGAGAAAUGCAGUUCCACUAGCUUGGAUGUUUUAUGUGUCAAACUAAUUUGUUCCAUGUUACAUUCGUUUGAAUGUACUUUGUGUAAAGAACAAUAAACUAAUUGAGUAAGAA
Molecule: messenger RNA, 2355 nt
Organism: Nematostella vectensis (starlet sea anemone)
Lineage: Eukaryota; Metazoa; Cnidaria; Anthozoa; Actiniaria; Edwardsiidae
Product: dnaJ homolog subfamily C member 11
Exons: 22
Coding region: 79-1938 (619 amino acids)
Biological process (GO): cristae formation
Source: RefSeq, a predicted model, not a curated record